AGUAUCUUGUCGGCGGUUGGCUCCGAAUUUGACCUGCGGACACUGAGAGCAGUCAGGGUUCUGCGACCACUUAAGUUGGUGUCAGGGAUUCCCAGCCUGCAGGUGGUACUCAAGUCCAUCAUGAAGGCUAUGAUCCCCCUGCUGCAGAUCGGACUGCUUCUCUUUGUGGCCAUUCUGAUGUUCGCCAUCAUCGGCCUUGAGUUCUAUAUGGGAAAGUUCCACACCACCUGUUUCGACAUCGCCACUGAUGAGAUUUAUGAUGAGUUGCCAUGCGGUACAGAGUUACCGUCCAGAUUGUGUCCUAAUGGGACCACGUGUAAAGGCUAUUGGCUGGGGCCCAACUAUGGGAUCACCCAAUUCGACAACAUUCUCUUUGCUGUCCUCACUGUAUUCCAAUGUAUCACCAUGGAGGGUUGGACCGAUAUGUUAUACUAUAGUAAUAAUGUAGAGGGAAGUGCCUGGAACUGGAUGUACUACAUCCCCCUCAUCAUCAUCGGGUCCUUCUUCAUGUUAAAUCUGGUGCUGGGCGUCCUCUCAGGAGAGUUUGCCAAAGAGAGAGAGCGAGUAGAGAACCGUGCAGAGUUCCUCAAAUUGAGACGCCAGCAGCAAAUAGAGAGAGAGCUAAACGGAUAUCUAGAAUGGAUCUGUAAAGCAGAGGAGGUCCUUCUGAAUGAGGAUGGUACCAUUUUUACCGGUACCGUCAAGACCAAGAACAAGAAGGAGCUUCUGAAUCCAGAGGAGGGGGAAGACGGUGGAGCUAAUGGAGACCCGUUUGGCCGAGGUGGUCUACAGGAUGGGUCCAACUACAAUAGGAACGAGCGGCGGAUCCGGUUCUUCAUCCGUAAGAUGGUGAAGACUCAGGCCUUCUACUGGACCGUCCUGAGUCUGGUGGGCCUCAACACCAUGUGUGUGGCGGUGGUACACUAUGAACAACCUGAGAUCCUCUCCGACUUUCUCUUCUAUGCAGAAUUUAUAUUCCUGGGUCUGUUCAUGUCAGAGAUGUGUAUUAAGAUGUAUGGCUUGGGGACAAGGCCCUACUUCAACUCCUCCUUCAACUGCUUUGACUGUGUUGUGAUCGUGGGCAGUAUAUUUGAGGUGAUAUACGCGGUCAUUAAGCCAGGGACAUCGUUUGGCAUCAGUGUGUUAAGAGCCCUCCGACUGCUCAGGAUCUUCAAAGUCACCAAGUACUGGGCUCUACGUAACUUGGUGGUAUCAUUACUCAACUCUAUGAAGUCCAUCAUCAGUUUGCUCUUCCUCCUCUUCCUCUUCAUUGUCGUCUUUGCCCUUUUGGGCAUGCAGCUCUUCGGUGGACAGUUCAACUUUGAAGGUGGCACACCGGCCACCAACUUUGACACCUUUCCUGCAGCUAUAAUGACAGUAUUUCAGAUCCUGACGGGUGAAGACUGGAACAUGGUGAUGUAUGAUGGGAUCAAGUCUCAGGGAGGAGUAAACAGUGGAAUGGCCUACUCCGUCUUCUUCAUAGUGCUCACACUCUUCGGCAACUACACCCUGCUGAAUGUGUUCUUAGCUAUCGCUGUGGACAAUCUGGCCAAUGCUCAGGAGUUGACCAAGGAUGAGGAGGAGCAAGAAGAGGCAGCUAAUGCCAAGACAACCCUGCAGAAGGCCAAGGAGGUGGCUGAAGUUAGUCCUCUGUCUGCCGCUAACCUCUCCAUCGCUGCAGUGACAGUAAUAAAAACUGAGCGUAUCGAUGCCACAGGGAAUGUGCUUGACUGUAAGGAGCAGCAGAAGAAUAAUAAGGCUGGUGGUAAAUCCGUGUGGGAACAGAGGACCAGUGAGAUAAGGAGACAGAACCUGAUGACCAGCAGAGAGGCCCUGUACAACGAGAUGGACACGGAGGACUGGAAGGUCAGGGGAGAGGGGGAAGGAGAGGUGUCGUACCCCCAUCGUGCUGGGGACAUGAAGACCCACCUGGACCGUCCGCUGGUGGUCAACCCCCAGGACAACCGCAACAACAACACCAACAAGACCCGGCCCGGAGAGCCCCCUCUAGACCCGCAGACACCUCUGGGCCAGCAGAGGGCUGAAGAAUACAUCAGACGCCAGGCCUGCUACCAUCAGAGGAACAGGGGGGGUCAACCAAGGGGAGGUAGUGGCCCAGAGAGAGAAGCCCGUCUGGGGCACGGGGGGAGCAGAUUGUCCCUGCAGACGCUGGAGGGUAUUGAAGAAAGAAGGGACCAUGGAAGGAGAUGGGAGGAGGGAGGGAGAAGGCAUAAGUGUAAGGGGACAGAAGGGGUAGUGGUAGGGGAGGGGGGUGAGGUAGAGACGGAGGGGAGGAGGCCGAGGCGUCAUCGGCAUGGAGAGAGGAGCCGACAGCAUCGAGUUAGAAAAGACCACCACUGCAGUGGCCCCAACCUCUCCACCGCACGGCCCAUCCUCAGACAGGACAGUCAGUACAGGGAAGACCUAGACAACCUACUCAACAACAGCAAACUACACGACCACACCCUCCACCCGCUGCCCCCAGACCACCCUGACCUUGUGAAUAACCUCCUGAACCGCAGUGUGACAGCAGACACACACCACCAUAGUAUGGACAGUCUAAUUCUGACCAGUAUGGCCAAGCCGGCUCAUACGGUCGUGGAUAUGAUGCCUCCUGUCUAUCCAUAUCCCUCCACCAAUGCCAUCCUGCAAGUGAACAAGAAUGCUAACACAGACCAGAAAAAGAAGGAUGAGGAGAAGAAGGAGGAAGAGGAGGAUGAAGGGGGCGAUGAAGAUGGUCCCAAACCAAUGCCCCCGUUCAGCUCCUGUUUCAUACUGUCCACCACCAACCCGUUCCGUAGGUGCUGCCACUACAUCCUGACCAGGAAGUACUUUGAGUUCAGUAUCCUGUCUGUGAUCGCAAUGAGCAGCAUCGCCCUGGCUGCAGAGGACCCUGUCUGGCCUGAGUCACCAAGCAACCAAGUGCUGAAAUACUUUGACUAUGUCUUCACGGGUGUCUUCACGUUUGAGAUGUUGAUCAAGAUGGUGGUACUAGGCCUGUUCUUACAUCAGGGUUCAUACUUCAGGGACCUGUGGAACAUCCUGGACUUUAUAGUGGUUAGUGGUGCUCUGGUGGCCUUCGCCUUCACGAGCUUCGCAAAGGGGACUGGCAAAGGGAAAGACAUCAGCACUAUCAAGUCUCUGAGAGUACUGAGGGUACUACGACCUCUCAAGACCAUCAAACGACUCCCCAAGCUAAAGGCUGUGUUUGACUGUGUGGUGAACUCUCUGAAGAACGUCCUGAACAUCCUCAUCGUCUACAUGCUCUUCAUGUUUAUAUUUGCUGUGGUGGCUGUGCAGCUGUUCAAAGGCAGAUUCUUCUACUGCACUGACGAGUCCAAGGAGUUUGAGCGCGAUUGCAGGGGAGAGUUUUUGGUGUACGAACGGAAUGAAGUAAAAGCUGAGAAGCGGGAGUGGAAGAAGUACGAUUUCCACUACGACAACGUGCCUUGGGCCCUGCUCACCCUCUUCACUGUGUCCACUGGAGAGGGCUGGCCGCAGGUGUUAAAGCAUUCGGUAGAUGCGACCUAUGAGAAUCAGGGUCCCAGUCCGGGCUACCGGAUGGAGAUGUCCAUCUUUUACGUGGUGUACUUCGUUGUCUUCCCCUUCUUCUUCGUCAAUAUCUUUGUUGCUCUCAUCAUCAUCACCUUCCAAGAACAGGGGGAUAAGAUGAUGGAGGACUACAGUCUGGAAAAGAAUGAGAGAGGAUGUAUAGACUUUGCCAUAAACGCCAAGCCCCUGACCCGCCACAUGCCCAAGAACAAGCAGAGCUUCCAGUUCCGAAUGUGGUCGUUUGUGGUCUCCCCACCGUUCGAGUACAGCAUCAUGGGUCUGAUCGCACUCAAUACUAUAGUCCUCAUGAUGAAGUAUAAUGGGGCGUCUGACACCUAUGAUAAAGUCCUGAAGAACAUCAACAUCGUCUUCACUACCCUCUUCUUCAUGGAGUGUAUUCUCAAGAUCAUCGCCUUCGGGGUUUUGAAUUAUUUUAAAGACGCUUGGAACAUUUUUGAUUUUGUCUCCGUGCUCGGAAGCUUCACUGAUAUCCUGGUGACAGAAUUUUGGAAUAACUUCAUCAACCUGAGUUUCCUUCGACUGUUUCGAGCGGCUCGUCUCGUCAAGCUACUGAGACAAGGAGAAACUAUACGCAUCCUGCUCUGGACUUUCGUCCAGUCAUUUAAGGCACUGCCCUAUGUGUGCCUCCUCAUCGGCAUGCUGUUCUUUAUCUACGCCAUCAUUGGGAUGCAGUUGUUUGGUAAUCUGGCACUGGGCGAGGACGAAGGCAGUGCCAUCAACGAAAACAACAACUUCAGGACUUUCAUUAUGGCACUCAUGUUACUAUUCAGGAGUGCGACAGGUGAGGCGUGGCAUGACAUCAUGCUGUCGUGUCUGGAGAAGUGUGACCCAGACUCAGGGAACACAGAACCAGAGUGUGGCAGCACCUUCGCAUACACAUACUUCGUCUCCUUCAUCUUCUUCUGUUCUUUCCUGAUGCUGAAUCUGUUUGUGGCUGUCAUCAUGGAUAACUUUGAGUACCUGACCAGAGACUCAUCUAUUCUGGGUCCUCAUCACCUGGACGAGUACGUCAGGAUAUGGGAGUAUGACCCCGCUGCCUG
Messenger RNA from Oncorhynchus gorbuscha (pink salmon), 4613 nucleotides. RefSeq names its product voltage-dependent P/Q-type calcium channel subunit alpha-1A-like. Gene Ontology annotation, biological process: chemical synaptic transmission; calcium ion import across plasma membrane. Gene Ontology annotation, molecular function: high voltage-gated calcium channel activity. The record is from RefSeq and is a predicted model, not a curated record. NCBI's taxonomy places the organism in Eukaryota, Metazoa, Chordata, Actinopteri, Salmoniformes, Salmonidae. Gene Ontology annotation, cellular component: voltage-gated calcium channel complex; neuronal cell body; membrane.